CUCUCUUCAUUCAAAAACCCUAGCCUUUCUCACUCUUCCUCUUCCUCUCCCUCUCCCUCUCACAUCCCUUAAGCCAGCCGCCGUCCUCAUUUUCUUUCUUGUUCGUUAAACCAAGCAGCCGCACGAUUUUUCUCCUCGGCGGCCCAUAGCUCCGAUGACACGAGCGACGGCGGCGACUAGAUCUGUGGACGAAGCAGACGGGCGACGCUCCUUCACACGAUCCAGCUUCGACUGUAGAUCCGACGACUCCGCAGCAGCAAAUCCGAGCGGCGCGAUCUCCUACCGGCGACUCAGAUCUGCAGUUUCUUCUGCUAAUACCGAUCAAAAUGGAGGUGGACAAAAUUGUGUGAGAGAUGAACUGAGAAGUAGCUUCUAAUGAUAUAUAACUCAGGUUAAAUGUGAUGGUGAAAACGAAGCAAAGACAAAAUAAUAAUCCUAGUCAUCUUUCUGGCUCUUCAAACUCUGUUAUUGGUUUGGAUUUGCACGGAGAUGAUAGUUGGGUAGUGGUGAAGAAGCAGAAAGUCACAAUCCUAGUGCCUCCCUCAUCGAUAGUACGAAAAUCCUCAACUCCCAAUGCAGGGCAAAGUCAGCUGCAACCAAUUUCUCUUGAAGAGAAAUGUCUAGAAGUGCCUGCAGCUGUGCUGCCACUGUCUUCUAAAAAUGUUAAGCCACGAACUUCGAAAUCUGCUCCUCCGCAUCAUAUUUUGACAUCGAACGAGCCACUGAAGCAAGCUACGAGGCCCCAAAGUCCAGAUGAAGCUUGCAAUUCAGGGCCUUCUAAGGUUUUAGGAGUAGUGAAUGCCACGAAACCGAUGUUGCAGCCUAGACGGUUGCAUUGCCCUGAUAGCUUUCUCAGUGGAGGCACAUUGUUAAAUUUAAGACUCAGGGCGCUUAAUCUGGAGAGGAAGCUGCAGAAAGCUGGAGGUUUAAGUAGGUGGUUGAUAUCUCUGGGAUUGCACCAAUUUGUGGGUAUUUUCCAGAGAAAAAGCAUCAACAAGUUUCAGCUGGUGAAUCUGACCAUGAACAAGCUGAAAGAUAUGGGUGCCAAUGCAGUGGGGCCGCGUAGAAAACUGAUACAUGCAAUUGAGUGUGUCUGUCAACCCUACAAUUCUGAACCUUUUGAGCGUGUUUAUCGUAUUUAACCAAUGGAUUCGAACCCAUCCUUCAGCUUUCUUGCAAGGGUAUGCAGUCCCAUCCAAAGAGAAGGAUAUACAUUGGUUCAGUUCUAAAUGUGUAUUGCAUCUUCGAGGGAUUGAUGGCCGAAAAAGUGUACAACUGAGGUCCUAUCUCUAGAGUUAUGGUUUUCUUCUUGAAUAGUCAAACAGAGAACUGUGUAAAGCUCCAGUUUUUAGAUAGUGAAGAUAGAAAGCACGUCUUUUCUCAAAUGUGCUGGGGUUUUAUAUCUAACAAGAUCACCAUAUAAUUAAUGGUCAGAAUUGUAACGGGGAUGAACCUUUCUUCAUUCUCCAUUUUGUGUGGUAGGAGAUCGUUCCUUUGUAUGAUACACAUUGUGCAGUUUAUAGAGGUGUUGUUUUACUGGUUAUUUUGAAACUUCUAUACAAAUAUUUGUCAGUUUUAUAUUUAAGAGAGAGGUUCUUGAA
Molecule: messenger RNA, 1601 nt
Organism: Momordica charantia (bitter melon)
Lineage: Eukaryota; Viridiplantae; Streptophyta; Magnoliopsida; Cucurbitales; Cucurbitaceae
Product: Sterile alpha motif (SAM) domain-containing protein
Molecular function (GO): protein binding
Source: RefSeq, a predicted model, not a curated record